AUGGGUGCAAAUAGUCAGAACGUUGAGAGUGUGACGAGAGUUCGGAGACUGUUCAGCUUCUCCCAGAUCUUUGCCUUUUCUCUCACCUUUAUGAGCACGUGGGAGGGUAUGAAUACAAAUAUGUUCUUCGCUCUCUACAACGGAGGCCCUCAGACGUUUGCCUGGAGCGUCGUGAUUGUCUACUUCGGGGCAAUCGCGCAAGCGGCAUCUAUCGCAGAAAUGGCAUCGACUAUUCCGAUCGCCGGCGCUCAAUACCACUGGACAUACAAUCUGGCUCCGUCAAAUAUGAAAAGAUUCAUCACCUGGAUGCAAGGUUGGAUGACGUGGUUUGGCUGGGUUUCUUUGCUCGCCGGCAUUGCAAAUAUCACCGCCAUCAUCCUGCAGCAGCUGGCAAUGCUCAAUCAUCCGAGCUACGUCCCCGAGACUUGGCACAUCACACUCAUCAUGAUCGCUAUCCUGUUUGUCCAGGGUCUGAUCAACUCCUUCGGGAAAACGUUCGCGAUUGUACCCUGGCUUGAGCUUGUGGCCGGAAUACUCCACGUCUGUCUUUUUGUCCUGUUUCUUGUCGUCUUGGUCGUCAUGGGCAGCCGCCACAGUGCUGAAUUUAUCUUCUUGGAACAAUCCAUUUCCUCAGGCUGGUCCAAUACCUAUGUUGCUUGGAAUUUGGGCAUGCUCACUUGUGCGUGGAGUUUCACUGGAUUUGAUGAUUCCUGCCAUCUCAGCGAAGAAACAAAGAAAGCUCCUCAGGCGGUGCCGCGAGCAACAUUCUGGUCCAUUGCCUUGAACGGCGUCCUGGCAUAUGCGAUGGUGAUCGCCAUCCUCAGUGCUAUGGGUCCCAUUGACGAAGUGCUCAGCUCUGGGUUUCCCAUUAUCACGAUCCUCCUCCGGGUCACAGGCUCAGUCAAAGCAACCACUGCGAUGGUCUGUGGGCUCUUUGUUAUUUCAUUUUGCGUCAACAUAGCGUCUAUUGCCUCAGUGUCACGGCUGACUUGGGCUUGGUCCCGGGACGGGGGCUUACCCCGCUGGUUUGCACUUGUGGACUCAACCCACCAUGUACCGAUCCGAUCUAUAUGGCUCUCGCUUGUCGUUGUCAUGCUGUUGUCACUUUUGAAUAUCGGCUCCACCACGGCUUUCGGAGCCAUCACAGCGCUUUCGUCCUUAGCGUUGUACUUUUCUUAUGGCACGGCAAUCUCGGCAAUGCUGUUGGCGCGUUGGACCUCUUCGCGCGGUGGUAAACCCCUGGAACUGGGUGGAUGGAACCUGGGUCGAUACGGAGUCUAUAUCAACUCUUUCGCCCUCGUUUAUACACUGUAUAUCAUGGUGUUUUUGCCGAUUCCAAGCACGAUCCCUGUGACGGCGGUGAACAUGAACUAUGCGGGGCCGAUAUUCCUCUUCGUCUUCUUCUUUGCCAUCGGCCUUUGGUUCCUGCGCGCGCGGAAACAUUGGCCGGGUCCGAAUGUCGCCGUCAUUGACUUCGUCAAGGCACAAGAGUAA
Molecule: messenger RNA, 1494 nt
Organism: Cladophialophora bantiana CBS 173.52
Lineage: Eukaryota; Fungi; Ascomycota; Eurotiomycetes; Chaetothyriales; Herpotrichiellaceae
Exons: 2
Coding region: 1-1494 (497 amino acids)
Biological process (GO): transmembrane transport
Cellular component (GO): membrane
Molecular function (GO): transmembrane transporter activity
Source: RefSeq, a predicted model, not a curated record